Molecule: messenger RNA, 477 nt
Organism: Arabidopsis lyrata subsp. lyrata
Lineage: Eukaryota; Viridiplantae; Streptophyta; Magnoliopsida; Brassicales; Brassicaceae
Exons: 2
Coding region: 114-368 (84 amino acids)
Source: RefSeq, a predicted model, not a curated record
UGGCAAGAGGAGUUGCUUCCAGAAUCAUUAAUAGUUAAAAAGUGAGAUAUUUCGUAGCCUUACUUUUCAAGUUACACAAGUAUUCUUUCUAUCUCUACCUAGAAACAGCAACGAUGCAAGAAGCCGAGACAUCACAACGGCCGUCGAAGUCUUUGACGGAUCGAGUGAAGACGAACUGUUUAUCCAUGGCAGUCUCGUGCCAGGAAGGGUUUAGCUAUGUCAAAGCUUUUUUUGUUGGCCAGACAAAGAGAUUGACGGCAAAGAACGAGAAGGAAGCAACGGAGGCUCAUCUAACGGAGACAAAAAUGCAAGUUGACGCAACCGAUGAAGCAGAGAAUGCCAAGAAGAGACUUCAUCAAUCUUCUUAAUGUUUCUUUAUUAACAUAUAAUAAGAGUGUAUACUUUAUUAAGUAAACACAAAUAUCUGUUUUUUCAACUGUUUUUACUACUAAUUAUAAAUGUUGUUUCAAUAUAGAA